AUGACCCUAACUAGAUCCCUCCUCCGCUCCUCCUUCUUCUUCUUCCGCCGCCGCCGUCCCCGCUCCAAUGCCGGCCGCAGAACCUCCCCCUUCUUCCGGAGGAGAUCCGCCGCCGCCGACAAUCCCGAGCCGUCCUCUCCCAAAGUCACGUGCAUCGGCCAAGUCAGAGUCAAGUCGCAGAAGAAGGUCAAGCAAUGCCGCCGCCGUAUCAACGGCGAAUCCAGCUUCCGCAGCGCCUCCGAGCCCUCGUUCCACCACUGGGUCCAUUUGCCCAGCUUUUCCGCUCUCCUGCGCGAGUUCUGCUGCUUGUUCAGCUGCAAGUGCGGCGGCUGUGAGACGUGGUGGUGCGGCGGCGGGAGGAGGAAGAAGAGGGAGAUUAUUGCUGUCAAGUGCGGCGGAGACGAGGAGGAGGAGGAGGAAGAGGUUAUUUCGAAUCCGAGAAAACAUGUUUUUGAUGACAUUGAGGUUAACGGCGACAGAAUUGAGGUGAAGGGGCGGAGCUUCGAGGAUGAAUUCGCCAUUUCCGUACCUCCGAAAAAUGCGCUUCUGCUGAUGAGAUGCAGAUCCGAUCCAGUCAAAUUGGCCGCCAUUGCAAACCGGAUUAGCUCCGAUGCAGCGAGGUAUGAAAAUGUAGCAUUUCAAUUCCAUGACGAAGAAGAAGAUGAUGAUGAAACCAGUAGCUCCGAUGAAGUGUUCGAAGCUCGAGUUCUGGAGCAAGUGCAGAAAGAAAUGUUUGCCAAUGAAGCAGAGAAAUCAUUCAUGCCCAAUAAUGAAAGAAUCGAGCCAGAAGAAGAUGUUGAAUCCAAUAUGUCCUCAUUUGAAGCUCUUUUAGAAACAGAGAAUGAACCAAAAUCAGAUCCAAUCGCCGAUCAAAAGCAGGAAAUUAACCAAGAAAAGGGGGCAUUGCCGGAAUGCUUGCUGUUGAUGAUGCGCGAGCCGAAGCUCUCAAUGGAGGUCUCGAAAGAGACGUGGGUUUGCGCCACCGACUUCAUUCGGCUGCAUCCGGAGCGGCCAAGGAGAGCCGCCGCCAAAGCCGAUGCGGAGCCUCCACUGGUGAAGAAGAGGGUCUCCGUGGAGAAGUCGAAGCCCCGAGUUCCUGCGCCGCCAAAGAGGAACAACGACGCGCAGCCGGCGCGGUCGUCGUGCUCUCUGCCGCCCGACGGGAAGUGCGAGCCGCUCGUGCUGACUAGGUGCAAGUCGGAGCCGAUGAGUUCGGCGGCGGCUAAGCUAAUGCCCGAGGCCGGUUGCUGA
This is a messenger RNA of Salvia splendens (bonfire salvia), 1251 nucleotides long. RefSeq lists its product as uncharacterized. The transcript has a single exon. The record is from RefSeq and is a predicted model, not a curated record. NCBI's taxonomy places the organism in Eukaryota, Viridiplantae, Streptophyta, Magnoliopsida, Lamiales, Lamiaceae. The coding region runs from base 1 to 1251 and encodes 416 amino acids.